AUGGCGGAGAAGGAGGAGCAGCAGCGCACUCAAACUGUUGAGGAUGCCGCUGUAGCGAAGUCUUCCCCUUGGAACACCAACUCCUCACACUGGGAGGAGAAGCAGCUAACAGCCUGGUGUAUAUCUACACUGCAGCAGCAAAUAGCUGCAGCAAAAAUAAAACUAUUAGAUGAAUCAACAGAACUUUCUUUCUUUAAUGUUAAAGUACAAGGAGAGGCAAAUUUAAGCUAUAAAGGGAAGAAAAAGAUUCUUUUUUAUGAUUUGUUUAUUGAUGCGGAUUG
This is a messenger RNA of Eimeria maxima, 281 nucleotides long. RefSeq lists its product as hypothetical. The record is from RefSeq and is a predicted model, not a curated record. The transcript is spliced from 4 exons. Gene Ontology annotation, molecular function: ATPase activator activity; protein-folding chaperone binding. NCBI's taxonomy places the organism in Eukaryota, Apicomplexa, Conoidasida, Eucoccidiorida, Eimeriidae. The annotation marks the transcript as partial.